GGUGCCCCCACCACCAUCACUCCUCCCCAUCCCCUCUCUCUUGAGUCUUACGUCCACUUCCCCAUUGGUUACAUUAGCAUUUCGUCUUUUUCCUCCACCAUUUUUUCUUUCCCCUCCGGCCCCCACCACCUCUUAUUCUUUUCUCUUGCCUCUUCAGCCGCACAUUCAUCCGUCUUAGCCUCACCACCCACCAACCCCCCCGUUUCUUGAAAUCGAUGUACUAGCAUUCCUCCUCCUAGUCUGGAACUAGUGCUCAAGUACUAGCGAUUUUCUUUCUAAUUUUUUUUCUGACAUCUGUUUCUAUGUGAAUCGUUGGUAUGGGGGAUCGGAACGCUGCGAGGAUGAAUAUCAGUGCAUGCGACACCGUUUACGGGUUAGUCAUACCCUAUCUCACGGACUCGCGUGACAGGGACGCGGUGUCUCUGGUGUGUAGGAGGUGGUAUGAAAUUGACGCGAUUACACGUAAGCACGUCACCAUGGCGCUCUGCUACACGGCCACGCCGGACCAGUUGUCACGCCGCUUCCCUCAUCUGGAGUCCUUGAAACUCAAGGGGAAGCCACGCGCCGCCAUGUUCAAUUUGAUUCCCGAGGAUUGGGGCGGAUACGUCACCCCUUGGGUUAGGGAAAUUGCUAGAUCUUUUCCAAAGAUGAAAUCGCUUCACUUUAGGCGAAUGAUUGUCAGUGAUGCGGAUCUUGAGCUGCUUGCCACCACUAGAGGUAGGGUUCUGGAGGUUCUUAAGCUGGAUAAGUGCUCCGGAUUUACUACGCAUGGGCUUCUCCAUAUCGCUCGGUAUUGUAGGAAUUUAAAGACCUUGUUUUUGGAAGAGAGCACCAUCAUAAAGGAGCAUGAUGGUCAGUGGCUCCAUGAAAUUGCAUUGAAUCACACAGGUCUUGAACAUUUGAACUUCUACAUGACAGAUCUUGACAAAGUUGAAUUUCAAGACCUUGAGCUAAUUGCCAGAAGGUGUCCUCUAGUCUGUUUAAAGAUUAGUGAUUGUGAUAUUUUAGAUCUUGUUGGCUUCUUUCGAGCUGCAGUUACCCUUGAAGAGUUUGCCGGUGGUUCCUUUAAUGCUCAACCAGAACUGAAUGGUGAUGGUGAUUCGAAUGACCAACUAGGAAGAUACUCUGCUGUGACAUUUCCUCAAAGAUUAUGCCAGUUGGGUCUGACAUACCUGGGAAAUGGUGAAAUGCCAAUUGUAUUUCCUAUUGCUGCCCGCCUUAGAAAAUUGGAUCUUCUUUAUGCUUUUCUUGACACAGAAGGCCACUGUAUCUUAUUGCAAAGGUGUCCUAAAUUGGAAAUUCUUGAGACGAGGAAUGUGAUUGGAGAUAGAGGAUUGGAGGUUCUUGCUCAUUAUUGCAAGAGGUUAAAAAGGCUGAGGAUUGAAAGAGGUGCUGAUGAACAAGAAAUGGAGGAUGAAGAAGGUAUUGUUUCACAAAGAGGAUUAAUAGUCCUUGCUCAGGGAUGCACUGAACUGGAAUAUUUGGCUGUAUAUGUUUCUGAUAUUACAAAUGAGGCUCUGGAGUGUAUGGGGAGAUACUUGCAGAACCUUUGUGAUUUUCGCUUGGUAUUGCUGGAUGGAGAAGAAAAGAUAACUGAUCUUCCACUUGACAAUGGAGUUCGAUCUCUGUUAAUUGGUUGCUCUAGGCUUAAAAGGUUUGCUCUGUAUCUUAGGGCUGGGGGUCUCACUGAUGUUGGUCUCAGUUAUAUUGGGCAGUACAGCCCAAAUGUAAGAUGGAUGCUUCUUGGUUGUGUAGGGGAAUCAGACGCUGGUCUUCUGUCAUUUUCUAGAGGCUGUCCUUGCCUGCAAAAGCUGGAAAUGAGGGGCUGUUGCUUCAGCGAACAAGCACUUGCUCUCGCUGUAUUGCAGUUAAAUUCCCUGAGGUAUUUGUGGGUGCAAGGUUAUAGGGCAUCAUCUGUGAAUGGGCAGGAUCUAUUAGCCAUGGUGCGCCACUACUGGAACAUUGAAUUGAUUCCUGCAAGGGGUGUUCUUGUUAAUAAUCCAAAUGGUGAAGAUGUUGUACAUGAUCAUCCUGCUCAUAUACUUGCGUAUUAUUCACUUGCCGGACAGAGAACUGAUUUUCCGGAAACUGUUGUACCUUUGGAGCCAGCAGCUUUUCUUGCUAUAUGAACUUGUAUAUACACCACCAUCUCGGAGAUUUUGUUGUUCUUUCAGUUGAGUCUUCUUGGUUAAGCCUGCUGUUCAUAAAUUCAAGGUUUUUUUUUCUGGGGGACAAGUUUUUCCUCUAUUCAUUUCAAUAUUCCUGUACGUUUUUGUUCCCUUGUAAUAAGCAAGCUUUCUGGUGAUCACAAGGUGACUUUACUUCCUGACUCGCUAUACUUAGCCGUUACUUAAAAAGUUUCAGGAGAUGACGAGUUGUUGCGGCCUUGUAGCAGUUUCAGCUGUCACACAUAUGUGUUCAGUUUGUGUGGGAAGUAGGCAAAUUUUUUCGA
Messenger RNA from Coffea eugenioides, 2452 nucleotides. Its product is annotated as coronatine-insensitive protein 1. The record is from RefSeq and is a predicted model, not a curated record. The transcript has 3 exons. Gene Ontology annotation, cellular component: SCF ubiquitin ligase complex. The coding region runs from base 318 to 2129 and encodes 603 amino acids. Gene Ontology annotation, biological process: SCF-dependent proteasomal ubiquitin-dependent protein catabolic process. Lineage: Eukaryota; Viridiplantae; Streptophyta; Magnoliopsida; Gentianales; Rubiaceae.